UUUCCUGCUUUGGAAAUACAUAGGAUAUUGAACCGGCCUUGCCUCCCGUUAACUAAGGUCAAUAUUGUGGUUAUCUCCUUCACGCCGACAAAGACGACAAGAAAAGUGCGGUAUCACUGGUCCUCGUCCCCGGCCGCCCCUUUGUUAUCACCGUCCACUACCCCGUCAACUAUCAAAUCAGUGAACGACUACACUGGGACAUACUAAGAAUAAAAAGGAUUUUCGUCUUGAACAAAGCAUCCGUUUACCAAACAACUUCGGCGUCUUGAUUGUUCUCGACCACAAUGCAUUGAUCAGGAGAAUACAUCAAUAGCGUUCUUUGCCGUCGAGGGUUCUGGAUCAUAGGGUGAAUCAUCUGUCCUCGACUAUAGAUUCUCCUUGUCCGCCCUUCCGUCCCUCGUUUCAGGCGAUUCUUCUUUUUUUCGACAAUUUUUAUUUUUCACUCACACCAUCUACUGGUAGGCAGCACGUUAACAUCAUGUCGUUCAUACGGCGCCGGAUCGCCGACGCACUUUGCGAGGCAGCCAACUGCACAGCAACUCUCGAACCUCGGGAGGCACCCACAGCAACAGGUGAUGCUGCGGCUACACCCUCAUCUACGAUAGCUCCGUUCUCCACCGCGCUAAAUGGAGUCGACCAGGACGGUAACAUGUUAUUUAGGGAUUCGUUGUGGUGGACUUUGGGAGGCAUGGCACUCAUCCUACUCACGAUUCGCCUUGUCACAAUAGGAUGGUCCCAGCUGCGACAUGUCUCUGCCAUGUCAGCUACGGGUGCUCAGCAGACUUACUGGAAGAAAUCGCAAUGGAGUUGGAUGCCGGCCUUCAAGAAGAACCUUCUCUACGCACCUUUAUGGAAGAAACGACACAACAGAGAGAUCAAGUUAUCUUCCGCAGUCACCAUUGGCACUCUGCCAUCUCGACUCCACUCCGUCAUUCUUGCCAUAUACAUCCUCAGCAAUGUCGGCUACAUGUUCUACGAAGACUGGUUUCAAGAGAACCGUUACGCCUUGGCAGCCCAGAUUCGAGGUCGUUCGGGCACAUUGUCACUCGUGAACAUGGUCCCUCUCCUAAUCUUGGCAGGACGAAAUAACCCCUUGAUUAGCUUAUUGCAUGUGAGUUUCGACACUUACAAUCUCAUCCACCGAUCGAUGGGUCGCACCGUCGUCAUCGAGGCCAUCAUCCAUACUAUCGCCUGGGCAUAUGUCGAAGUCGCCGCUAGUGGUUGGAGCGGAAUGGGUUAUAAGCUGGUUCGUAACGACUUUCUAGCUUCCGGCUUCGUCGGCACCAUCGCAUUGACGAUUCUUCUCAUCCUUGCCGUGUCACCACUUAGACACGCCUUCUACGAGACGUUCCUUAACUUCCACAUUGUUUUGGGCAUGAUCUCUCUUGUCAUGACAUACCUCCAUUGUCACUUUGCGGAACUUCCCGGUGGUCUGCCCCAGAAGUCGUGGGUGGUGGCAAUUUUCGCGAGUUGGGUAUUGGAACGUACGGCGCGAGUAUUUCGGUUGGGCUAUUAUAAUUGGUCCAAAAGACGUGGCUUUACCGAAGCUGAGGUGGAAGUCAUGCCCGGCGAUACCACUCGAGUCACCAUGCAUCUCCCUCGUUACAUGGACAUCAAGCCGGGAUCGCACGCUUAUCUCCGCUUCUCACAGAUCAAGAUUUGGGAAACCCAUCCGUUUUCUGUCGCCUGGGUCAAGCACCACCCGAACAUUGAUCGGGCAACUUUGGGCGAGAAGGCAAUAACCGAGGCUCAGUUGAAGAAAGGAACAACAUCUGUCUCAUUUGUCAUCGGAGCUCACACUGGUUUCACCCGAGCACUUUACAACCGAGCUCUUGGCAGUGGAUCGCCGUCUAUUCGUCUUAGAGCUGCGAUAGAGGGUCCUUACGCCGGGCACCAUUCGCUGAAUUCGUACGGCCAUGUUUUACUCUUCGCAGGCUCAACCGGAAUUACUCAUCAGAUUUCAUUCCUGAAGCCGUUGAUCGAGGGGUUUAACGAUGGGACAGUGGCGACACGACGAAUUACGCUUGUGUGGAUCAUGCGUGACACAGAAUCGUUGGAAUGGGUGCGACCUUGGAUGGAUGAGAUCCUGCGAAUUCCCCGACGACGAGAGGUCCUCGCAAUCCGAUUAUUCGUUACUAGACCUAAGAAUUCUAGAGAGAUCCACUCUGGCUCCAGUACCGUCCAAAUGUUUCCAGGCCGCCCUAAGAUUGCGACGCUGGUCAAGAAAGAAGUUGAGGAGCAGGUCGGCGCCAUGUGCGUCACAGUGUGUGGCCCCGGUGCUCUAGCAGACGACGUUCGGCAAGCGGUUCGCGAAGUACAGGAUGGAACUUCGGUAGUGGAUUUCAUCGAAGAGAGUUUCACGUGGUGAUUUUCGGGUUUCCUGGGUUGGAGGCAUUAUUCGUGCAUUUUCUUCAAAAGCCAGGAGUUAAAGGGUGUUAAGGCGGCGAUUUUGAUUUCAAAUGGUGACAUACCGAACUAACGACACCAUUCACAGGAUCCUAAAUCUUGAAUCUUCCGAGGUUGGGCUCUAGAAUCCUGGAGGAUAUGAUGUAAAUCCAUAAGCCGCACUAUCUAGGGAGCGGUACACAUACCUUUUCAUGUACAUAUGUUGCUUACAUAGCCAAAGCAAUCAAGGUAAAUGAUUAGCUGAAGGUAUCAAAUAAAUUGACUGUU
Messenger RNA from Annulohypoxylon maeteangense, 2673 nucleotides. Its product is annotated as ferric reductase like transmembrane component-domain-containing protein. Lineage: Eukaryota; Fungi; Ascomycota; Sordariomycetes; Xylariales; Hypoxylaceae. Gene Ontology annotation, cellular component: plasma membrane. The record is from RefSeq and is a predicted model, not a curated record. Bases 479 to 2368 code for a protein of 629 amino acids. Gene Ontology annotation, molecular function: ferric-chelate reductase activity. Gene Ontology annotation, biological process: iron ion transport; intracellular iron ion homeostasis; copper ion import. The transcript has a single exon.